Molecule: messenger RNA, 4038 nt
Organism: Gossypium raimondii (Peruvian cotton)
Lineage: Eukaryota; Viridiplantae; Streptophyta; Magnoliopsida; Malvales; Malvaceae
Product: phospholipid-transporting ATPase 3
Exons: 27
Coding region: 234-3845 (1203 amino acids)
Biological process (GO): phospholipid translocation
Cellular component (GO): plasma membrane
Molecular function (GO): ATP hydrolysis activity; magnesium ion binding; ATPase-coupled intramembrane lipid carrier activity
Source: RefSeq, a predicted model, not a curated record
AAUUUUCUUGUACCAAGAAAAACAAAACUGAAACAUCAUCCAAGCGAAGAUAAAUUGAAUCCAAAGAACACUGUCCCAUCCGUUUCAUCGUCCAUGGAAACGAAACGUCCCAUUUAAACCCGAUUGAAUGUUCAUUUCUCUGAAUCUGCAUUUCUAGAUUUUUAAAUUUUUUUCCUCUUCUUGGACCGGUGAGAAGAAAAAAAAGUGAAAGAAAAGAGAAGGAAAGGAGGAAGAUGAGUGGAUGGGGAACGCCGAGUCGAACAGUCACACUCGGACGGGUUCAGCCACAGUCACCCGCCCUCCGCACCAUCUACUGUAAUCACCGCGAGGCCAAUUUCGCUCAUAGAUACAAGGGGAAUUCAAUAUCGACUACCAAGUACAACGUUUUUACCUUUCUACCAAAGGGGCUAUAUGAACAGUUCAGACGGGUAGCUAACUUGUACUUUCUUAUGGUGUCAAUCCUAUCAGCAACUCCGUAUAGUCCUGUUCAUCCUAUAACAAAUAUGGUUCCACUGAGUCUUGUGCUUUUAUUUUCUCUCAUUAAAGAGGCAUUUGAGGACUGGCAACGUUUUCAGAAUGAUAUGACUAUAAAUAACACUCUUGUCGACGUGUUGCAAGCACGAGGGUGGGAAUCUCUUCAAUGGAAAAAGCUGCAGGUUGGAGAUAUUAUCAGGGUUAAGCAAGAUGGGUUCUUUCCUGCCGAUCUUCUUUUACUUGCUAGUACAAAUGUUGAUGGAAUUUGCUACAUUGAGACUGCAAAUUUGGAUGGUGAAACAAAUCUGAAAAUCAGAAAGGCACUUGAGAGGACUUGGGAUUACGUGACUCCUGAAAAAGCAUGUGAAUUUAAAGGUGAAGUUCAGUGUGAGCAACCAAACAACUCUUUGUACACUUUUACUGGCAAUCUUGUAGUGGACAAUCAAACAAUGCCUCUUUCUCCAAAUCAGAUUUUACUGAGGGGUUGCAGUCUGAAAAACACUGAUUACAUUGUUGGGACUGUUAUUUUUACUGGUCAUGAAACAAAGGUUAUGAUGAAUUCCAUGAAUGUUCCUUCAAAAAGAAGUACAUUAGAGAGGAAACUUGACAAACUUAUACUCGCUCUCUUUUCUACUCUUUUCUCUAUGUGUCUACUUGGAGCAAUAGGCAGCGGUAUAUUCAUUGACCGAAAGUACUACUACUUAGGCCUCAGUCAAUCUGUGGAAGAUCAAUUCAAUCCUAGUAAAAGAUUUCUGGUUAUUAUUUUGACCAUGCUGACCCUACUCACUUUAUACUCUACAAUUAUCCCUAUAUCUCUAUAUGUUUCUAUUGAGACAAUCAAGUUUAUUCAGUCCUCUCAAUUUAUCAACAAGGACUUAAAUAUGUACCAUGCUGAAUCCAACACACCUGCUUCAGCUAGAACUUCUAAUUUGAAUGAGGAACUUGGGCAGGUGGAAUACAUUUUUUCUGAUAAAACUGGAACUUUGACAAGAAAUUUAAUGGAGUUCUUCAAGUGUUCAAUCGGAGGUGAAAUGUACGGGACAGGUAUGACUGAAAUUGAGAUGGGUGUUGCUGAAAGAAAAGGCAUAAAGGUUCAAGAGGCGAAAACAUCAACCAAUUCACUACGGGAAAAGGGUUUCAAUUUUGAUGAUGUGAGGCUUAUGCAAGGAGCUUGGAGACAUGAACCUAAUCAUGAUGCUUGUAAGGAAUAUUUUAGAUGCCUUGCCAUAUGUCACACUGUGCUUCCUGAAGGUGAGGAGACCCCUGAGAAAAUCAGAUAUCAAGCAGCAUCCCCAGAUGAAGCUGCUUUGGUUUUGGCUGCAAAAAAUUUUGGCUUCUUCUUUUACAGGCGUACACCUACGAUGAUAUAUGUUCGUGAAUCUCAUGUGGAGAAGAUGGGUAAAACCCAAGAUGUGUCUUAUGAGAUUUUAAAUGUUCUUGAGUUCAAUAGUACGAGGAAGCGACAGUCUGUUGUAUGUCGUUAUCCAGAUGGCCGACUAGUUCUUUACUGUAAGGGAGCUGAUACUGUCAUUUAUGAGAGAUUGGGGACUGGAAAUGAUGACUUAAACAAAGUGACCAGGGUUCACUUGGAACAAUUUGGCUCUGCUGGAUUACGUACCCUUUGCUUGGCCUAUAGAGAUCUAGCUCCUGACUUGUAUGAAAGCUGGAAUGAGAAAUUCAUCACAGCCAAGUCAUCUCUACGAGAUCGUGAAAAAAGGUUGGAUGAGGUGGCUGAACUCAUAGAGAAGGAACUCAUUUUAAUUGGUGCAACUGCAAUAGAAGACAAGCUUCAAGAAGGAGUGCCAAAUUGCAUUCAGACUCUUUCUAGAGCUGGAAUUAAGAUUUGGGUGCUAACAGGGGAUAAGAUAGAAACUGCAAUAAAUAUAGCUUACGCGUGCAACUUACUAAAUAAUGAGAUGAAACAAUUCAUUAUCAGCUCUGAAACAGAUGCUAUUAGAGAAGUUGAAGAAAGGGGGGACCAAACUGAAAUUGCACGCUUUAUGAAGGAGGAAGUUAAAAAGCAACUGAAGCAGUUCCUUGAUGAGGCACCACAAUAUUUUUGCUCACCCUCUGGACCAAAAUUAGCACUUGUUAUAGAUGGAAAGUGUCUGAUGUAUGCUUUAGAACCAAGUUUAAGGAUAAUGCUACUCACUUUAAGCUUGAAUUGCUCUUCAGUUGUUUGCUGCCGAGUCUCCCCUUUACAGAAAGCACAGGUAACAAGUCUGGUGAAGAAAGGUGCACGUAAAAUUACACUCAGUAUAGGUGAUGGUGCAAAUGAUGUUAGCAUGAUUCAAGCUGCUCAUAUUGGUAUUGGAAUUAGUGGGCUUGAGGGGAUGCAAGCAGUCAUGGCUAGUGAUUUUGCAAUUGCUCAGUUUCGGUUUCUUGAAGAUUUGCUCCUCGUGCAUGGACGUUGGUCUUAUAUUAGAUUAUGCAAGGUCGUGAUGUAUUUCUUUUACAAGAACCUUGCGUUCACUUUGACUCAGUUUUGGUUCACCUUCGGUACCGGAUUUUCUGGUCAAAGAUUCUAUGAUGAUUGGUUCCAGUCAUUGUAUAAUGUCAUAUUCACUGCACUACCGGUGGUUAUUGUUGGGCUCUUCGACCAGGAUAUUAGUUCAUCCCUUUCCAAGAAGUACCCUGAAUUAUAUAAGGAGGGAGUAAGAAAUAUGUUUUUCAACAGGAGAAUUGUCGCAAUAUGGGCCUGUUUUGCAGUGUAUCAAUCUCUAGUCUUCUUUUACUUCGUAUCUCUUUCAAGUUCAACGAGCAGGGAUUCAGAUGGUAAAAUGUUUGGUCUUUGGGAUGUCAGCACGAUGGCCUUCACAUGUGUAGUAGUAACCGUUAAUUUACGUCUUCUCAUGAUGUGUAAUUCUAUCACAAGAUGGCACUACAUUAGUGUUGGAGGAAGCAUUAUAGUGUGGUUCGUGUUUAUUUUCGUAUAUUCUGGUAUUAUGACUCGAUUUGAUCGCAACGAUAACAUGUUUUGGGUCAUAUAUGUGUUGAUGAGCACAUCCUAUUUCUACGUCACCCUUCUUCUUGUUCCAGUUGCUGCACUUCUCGGAGAUUUCCUUUACCUUGGUGUGCAAAGAUGGUUCUUCCCCUAUGAUUAUCAGAUAGUUCAAGAAAGUCACAAGGAUGAUGCCGACAGCAUCAAUACACCAGAUUCAGAAGAAACAAAAGAACACCUUACACCGGACGAGGCAAGAAGCAACGCAAUAUCUCAAUUGCCGAAGGAAGUAUCGAAACACAGUGGAUUUGCAUUUGAUUCACCAGGUUAUGAGUCAUUUUUUGCUACACAGUUUGGUAAAUAUGUUCCACCCAAGGCAUGGGAUGUUGCUCGGAGAGCUAGCAUGAAGUCGAAGUCAAAACCAAAAUAAAAACGAAAACCAUUGAUUGCCCCUUUUUUUGAUAGUCUAACCUUAGAAAAUCUGUAAAAUAAUUAGUCCAUUUGAUGUAGGUUCUUUUUUAAUUGAUUGAAAGCUAAAUCAACUAUCAGGGUUGACAGUAUGGGAUAUGGAUGUACAGCUACAUUAAUAGACAAAAAAAAAAAACUUUAAUUUUCCAAUUUUA